AUGCAUACUCCAUCCAUCAAUAUUUUGCUCGCCGUCGGCCUUCUCUUCUCUACCCCAUUCACAUCGGCUCUUACUAUCCCUUCCAUCGAUAAGAAGUCCAUUGCUGGUACGGGCAUAGAAUCCAUCGAGACUCGUGAAAUUCCUGGUCUCAUCAAUCGUCAUCACACCGAAGCCCAGAUCGCCGCUAAGGAGGCAAAGGCAAAAGGAAAAGGACAGCGCGAUGUUUUGGAGAGAGAAGCACAUCACACUGAAGCACAGAUUGCUGCUAAGGAAGCCAAGGCCGGGAAAAAGAAUGGACGCGACGUUGAAACCAGACACCACACUGAAGCACAAAUCGCAGCGAAGAAAGGAAAAGCUUCCAAAGGUCAACGUGAUGUAGAAGAGAGGGAACCUCACCACACAGAGGCACAAAUUGCUGCCAAAGAAGCGAAGGCCGGGAAGAAGAAUGGUCGCGACGUUGUAACCAGACAUCAUACUGAAGCACAAAUCGCAGCCAAAGAAGCUAAAGCUAAAGCCAAGAACCAGCGCGAUGUCGAGCAACGUGAAGCUCACCACACCGAGGCUCAAAUUGCUGCUAAGAAGGGCAAAGCUUCUAAGAAUCAACGCGACGUGGAACAACGUGAAGCCCAUCAUACCGAGGCCCAAAUCGCUGCUAAGAAGGGCAAAGCUUCUAAGAAUCAACGCGAUGCUACCAUCGAGGAGCGCGAGCCUCAUCAUACCGAAGCGCAGAUUGCUGCUAAGCAAGCCAAAGCUGGUAAAUCCAAAGGACAAUAG
Botrytis deweyae is the source of this 774-nucleotide messenger RNA. RefSeq lists its product as uncharacterized. Lineage: Eukaryota; Fungi; Ascomycota; Leotiomycetes; Helotiales; Sclerotiniaceae. The transcript is spliced from 2 exons. The record is from RefSeq and is a predicted model, not a curated record. The coding region runs from base 1 to 774 and encodes 257 amino acids.